AUGGGCAUCGGCGGCCUGCUACCCUUCGUGAAGCCGGCAUGCAAAGAGGGUCACAUCAGCGAGAUUGCCGGCAAAUCGGUGGCCAUCGACGCGAGUUGCCUACUCCACCGCGGGCUUUUCGGCUGCAUGGACAAAGUGGCGACCGGCGUUGACACCAAUUUCUUCAUCUACUACGUGCGCGGCUUUAUUGAGGAGCUGCUGAAGCAGAAGUGCCACGUGGUGAUGGUGUUCGACGGGCGACGACUGCCGGCCAAGCGGGAGGUCAACGAUCAACGCCGCGAGCAACGGGAACGAUAUUUGGCUCAAGGCCACGCGCUGAUGAAGGAGGGCAAGCAGGAUGAGGCCAGUGAAAACUUCAAACGCGCCACGCAUAUCACGAAGGAGAUGGUGGACGAUUGUAUUCGGUCGUUCCGAAAAAUGCGCAACGUGGACGUGGUCGUGUCGCCGUACGAGUCGGACGCGCAGCUCGCGUUCCUUUCGCUUGAGGGCAUUGUGGAUUACGUCAUCACACAAGACUCGGAUCUGAUCGUCUUUGGGUGCCAUAAGAUAAUCUUCAAGUGGACGCACGCGGCGGCGGGAAGUUGCGUCUUCUACGAUCGCUCGAAACUGGAAAACUGCUUCCAAACCAACUUCAAAUUCACCUUCGAGAAGUUUCGCCGCCUUUGUAUACUCUCUGGAUGUGAUUAUUUGCAGGCCGGUCUCCCCGGCGUCGGGUUGUCAAAGGCGCAAGUGUGCUUGGCGAAGACGGGCAACGCCGAAUUGCGACAGAUGCUGCGCCGGGUCCCGUUCACGCUGCGAAUGCCGAAGCUGCGCGUCACCAACGAGUUCAUCGAGGAUUUUAUACAAGCCGAGAACACGUUCUUGCAUCAGGUUGUGUUCGACCCGCGAGCCCGAAAGCAGCGCCCCCUGACGCCGUAUCCGGAAUCUGAGAAGGAGAACAUCGACCCCCUCACCGGGAGAUUGCCGUCGUUCGAAUACGCCGGAGUGAUUCUGCCCCCGGAAUUCGCCGUCCAGCUGGCGCUCGGCAAUUCGCAGCGAGACGACGGGAGCUUUGAGGAAAACUUUGAGUUGACGCCAAAGAUCCCCGCCUGGUCGAUUUGGUCGCCCGAGUACGAAGCGCAGGCCCAGCUGUUUGACGACGGCAUUUCGCUGGAGAAGUCCGUUCACGAGCCCUCGACGCCAGGCUCCUCCAAACAUGCGCUCAACGUUUCCGUCACUUCCACCGAAAGCUGCUCGACGUCGGUGAUUCGCGUCGCGACGAAACGCGUGGCUCAGCGCGUCAAAAACGAGCCGCCCGGCGAUUGGUGCGUGCAGGACAUGCUGAGGAUGUACUCGCAGCCGGCCAGGAUCAAUUCGGUGAAGAGCGACCUGUCGCGCGAUGGCCACCUCACCGUCCGCUAC
Messenger RNA from Mesorhabditis spiculigera, 1401 nucleotides. The record is from the annotation of a GenBank genome assembly. NCBI's taxonomy places the organism in Eukaryota, Metazoa, Nematoda, Chromadorea, Rhabditida, Rhabditidae.